UUAGGGUCAACAAAUCAUAUCUUAUUCUUAUGUUUUUGAAGUUUUUAGAUAUAUACUAGUAUAUGUUUUGUGAUUGUAUUGAAAUCAAUAAUGAGUAUAUUUAAUACAGUGAAAUAAAUAAAGGUCCCACAAUAGUUUCGCAUCAAGACAACUCAUAUGUGUUUUUAAAUGUAUUGUUUCAUAAUUUGUUCCUUCCCAUUACACUAUUGACAAAUCCAUGUACCAAACCUAAAAAACCUUGUGUCUUUAAAAUCCCAUUAUCAGCUGUUUCUGAGUCGACCAAGUUUUUUUUUUUUAUGGUCCUCUCCCUCUUUUCUUGUUUUUAUAUACUUUUUUCACUCGAUUUGUUCAAAGUCUUCUUUCUUCUUCUUCCUUUUUGUUAACAUUAUUGUCUACAUGUUUUGAGAGCGAUGUUGUCAAUAUUUAUUAAGAGAUUAGUCAAAUCUUUGUGUAGACCACAUGCUUUUUUUCUCUUAAGAUAAUUUUUGAGGUACAAUCAGAAAAAAACAGAGGAAGAGGUAAGAGGAUCUUUGUGGGUUUUGAAGAUGAGUUCAAGAACUGGAGCCUUUAUGCUUCUGAUCUUGCUUUUCUUCCACAUUUGUUCUGUAUCUGCGCUCACAAAUACUUUAGACUCUUCUGCUUUAAGUGGCCUGAAGAGCGAAUGGACCAGUUCUCCUGAUGGUUGGGAAGGCUCUGAUCCUUGUGGAACCAAUUGGGUUGGGAUUAAAUGUCGAAAUGACCGCGUCAUUUCAAUAUCACUAGGUAACCUUAACUUGGAAGGAAAGCUUCCUGCCGAUAUUUCGUUCUUGUCUGAAUUGGAGAUCUUGGAUUUGUCAUACAAUACUGGAUUGUCCGGACCACUUCCACCAAAUAUCGGCAACCUUAAGAACUUGAAGAGCUUGAUUCUUGUGGGAUGUAGUUUCAGUGGUGAAAUCCCUGAGUCCAUUGGUUCUCUAAAAGAACUUAUAUAUCUCUCCCUGAAUUUGAAUAAGUUUAGUGGAACGAUUCCAGCUUCCAUUGGACGGUUAUCAAAACUAUAUUGGUUCGAUAUAGCUGACAAUCAGAUCGAGGGAGAGCUUCCAGUUUCUAAUGGGACUUCUUCACCUGGACUUGACAUGCUUCUUGCAACUAAGCAUUUUCAUUUUGGGAAAAACAAACUGUCGGGAAAGAUCCCAAAAGAACUUUUCAGCUCAAACAUGACUUUGAUACAUGUACUCUUGGAUGGAAACCAAUUCACAGGCGAAAUCCCUGAGAGCCUUGGCCUCGUUAACACGUUGACCGUGUUACGCCUUGAUAGGAACAGACUAAUUGGAGAGAUUCCUUCAAGUCUUAAUAAUCUUACAAGUCUAAACGAACUGUACUUGGCCAACAACAAAUUUACUGGUAGUCUUCCAAAUUUAACCGCCUUGACCAAUCUCUACACAUUGGAUGUAAGCAAUAACACUUUGGAUUUCUCACCCAUUCCUUCAUGGAUCUCCUCAUUACGCUCCCUGUCAACAUUAAGGAUGGAAGGGAUCCAACUCACAGGUCCAAUACCAAGUUUUCUCUUCAGCGCUACUCAGUUGCAGACUGCUAUCCUAAAACGCAAUCAGAUAAAUGAAACAUUGGACUUUGGUACCGACUUUAGCAACCAGUUGGAGUUUGUGGAUUUACAAUACAAUGACAUAUCUGAGUAUAUACAACCAACUAAGAAAGAACUUCAAGUAAUAUUAGCAAAUAACCCAGUGUGCCUAGAGGCGGGAAACGGACCGAGUUACUGCUCAGCAAUACAACACAAUACCUCUUUUUCUACACUCCCAACAAACUGUUCUCCCUGUGAACAAGGCAUGGAAGCGAGUACCACGUGCCGCUGUGCACAGCCAUUCAUGGGAACACUCUACUUCAGGUCUCCUUCCUUUUCAGGGUUGUUCAACUCCACCAACUUCUUAAUCCUACAGAAGGCAAUCACGGAUUUCUUUAAGAAGUAUAAUUAUCCUGUAGACUCCGUGGGUGUCCGGAACAUUAGAGAGAAUGAAACUGAUCAUCAGCUUCUUAUAGAUCUCCUGGUCUUUCCAUUAGGCAGAGAGAGUUUUAAUCAGACAGGAAUGUCACUUGUUGGUUUUGCGUUUAGUAACCAGACUUAUAAGCCUCCUCCUAUAUUUGGCCCUUACAUUUUUAAAGCUGCUCUGUACAAGAAGUUCUCUGAUGUAGAAGAAGGUUCCAAGUCAGCAAACAUGGGCAUUAUUAUUGGAGCAGUAGUUGGUGCUAUUGUUCUUCUACUGUUGUUAACUAUAGCUGGGGUUUACGCUCUCAGACAGAAAAAGAGAGCAGAGAGAGCAACCGAUCAAAAUAAUCCUUUUGCCAAGUGGGAUACGAGUAAGAGCAGUAUUGGUGCUCCACAGCUAAUGGGAGCAAAAGCCUAUACUUUUGAAGAGCUGAAGAAAUGUACAGACAACUUUUCAGAGGCAAAUGAUGUUGGGGGUGGAGGUUAUGGCAAGGUGUACAGAGGUAUUCUUCCAAAUGGGCAACUCAUAGCAAUCAAAAGAGCUCAACAAGGAUCUUUGCAAGGAGGGUUGGAGUUCAAAACUGAGAUUGAGCUUCUUUCAAGGGUCCAUCAUAAGAAUGUUGUCAGACUCUUGGGAUUCUGCUUUGAUAGAAGUGAACAAAUGCUUGUCUACGAGUACAUUUCAAAUGGGUCUCUUAAAGACAGUCUCUCAGGAAAGAGUGGGAUUAGAUUGGAUUGGACAAGAAGGCUUAAAAUAGCACUAGGUUCAGGCAAGGGCUUGGCUUAUCUUCAUGAGCUUGCUGAUCCUCCAAUUAUACACAGAGACAUCAAAUCAAAUAACAUCUUACUUGAUGAAAAUCUUACUGCAAAGGUUGCUGAUUUUGGCCUUUCCAAACUUGUGGGAGACCCUGAGAAAACUCAUGUGACAACACAAGUGAAAGGAACCAUGGGCUAUUUGGAUCCUGAGUACUACAUGACAAAUCAGUUGACAGAGAAAAGUGAUGUGUAUGGGUUUGGGGUGAUGAUGUUGGAGCUAUUAACCGGUGAAAUUCCGAUAGUGAAUGGUAAAUAUGUGGUGAAAGAGGUGAAGAUGAAGAUGAAUAAAUCAAAGAAAUUGUACGACCUACAAGAAUUGUUGGACACUACCAUCAUUUCAACCAACGAGAAUCUUAAUGGAUUCGAAAAGUUCGUAGACUUGGCUCUAAUAUGCGUGGAUCAAGAAGGAGUGAAGAGGCCAUCGAUGAAUGAGGUUGUAAAAGAAAUUGAGUACAUAAUGCAACAUGCAGGAUUAUAUCCUAACGUAGAUUCAGCUGCAAGUUCAAGAACGUAUGAUGAAGCAAGCAAAGGAUCCGGGGAUCUUUAUAGAAACAACUCGUUUGAGUAUAGUGCAAGUUUCCCAACUACAAAACUCGAACCCCAUUGAUUAGU
Molecule: messenger RNA, 3412 nt
Organism: Camelina sativa (false flax)
Lineage: Eukaryota; Viridiplantae; Streptophyta; Magnoliopsida; Brassicales; Brassicaceae
Source: RefSeq, a predicted model, not a curated record